This is a messenger RNA of Saccostrea cuccullata (small rock oyster), 1471 nucleotides long. Its product is annotated as acetylcholine receptor subunit beta-like. Gene Ontology annotation, biological process: chemical synaptic transmission; nervous system process; signal transduction. Lineage: Eukaryota; Metazoa; Mollusca; Bivalvia; Ostreida; Ostreidae. Gene Ontology annotation, molecular function: transmitter-gated monoatomic ion channel activity involved in regulation of postsynaptic membrane potential; excitatory extracellular ligand-gated monoatomic ion channel activity; transmembrane signaling receptor activity. The coding region runs from base 80 to 1360 and encodes 426 amino acids. The record is from RefSeq and is a predicted model, not a curated record. Gene Ontology annotation, cellular component: neuron projection; synapse; plasma membrane. The transcript has 6 exons.
UACUUAAAUAUUUUGGACUUUUACAAAGGCUUUUUUCUAUUUUCAGGAUUCCUGAUCUAAGGAACCAAACUUUUAAAAAAUGAGAACCUUAAUAUUAAUUUUAAUCGCAAAACUACUGAGCCAUGGUGUGACCCCCGUGGUGUCACUUCUCACCCUCCCCUCAGUAAAUAACCUGUACACAGCUGACAGAGAAGACUCGCUGAGGUCUGAGCUUUUUAAAUCCUACCAGAAGAAUUCCAGGCCCGUCCCACUGGUCGACGUACGAUGUAACAUGAAGCUUCUAUCUAUCAAGGACCUGGACACCAGAGAGCAAACAAUGUCCUCUGUGGCCUAUUUUACUUUUAUUUGGAAUGAUACGCGUUUAGAUUGGAGUGGCAAUUCAAUGUAUUCUGAUAUUGAGUCUAUAUACAGCACUGAGACUGCAGUUUUCACGCCUCCAAUAGUUGUUGAAAAUUCAGUCAUGAAUUUAGGAGUGAUAAGUGAUACAACAUUACCCAUAAAGAUAGUUCAAACUGGGGAGACCACGUGGUCACCAGGUGACAUCUACGUCACGUCAUGUGACAUUGAUACCACUUAUUAUCCGUUUGACGAACAGACAUGUGUCAUAACUAUAACAACACGAGGCUACACAGCCAACCAGAUAACUCUUUCAUUUGAUCAAGUUCCAAUUAUUCGCUCGGCAUAUCAAGACAAUGGCGAAUGGGCUUUUGUUAAAAGUUCUACGAGUACAUCUCUUUCUUACAGAGGCAAUGAAGUCUAUUCUCAACUAAACUUCAAUUUUACUCUGAAACGUCGAACAACAUUUCAUUUAUUGAACACUAUCCUUCCUAUGUUUUUACUUGCCUCCAUGGUAUGCUUCGUGUUCAAAUUGCCGGUAGAUUCAGGAGAUAAACUCGGAUACAGCUUGACGGUUUUGUUGGCGAUUGCUGUAUACCUCACUUUGGUAGCUGAUAAUAUUCCAACAACAUCUACCUACACAUCGUAUCUAUCUGUGUACUUGAAUGUGAUGUUGGGUAUUGCGGUAGCUUCGGCCCUGCUGACAAUUUUCGUCAUAAACAUCCACUUCACACCUGAGGAGGAAGAGAUCUCGGAGUUUGUUCAGAGCCUUGCUAAAUUCGGCUCACAACUGGUUUGCUGGAAACACCCGUGUUGUCGCACAACCGACAAAUCUACAGUGGAUGUCCUUCCCUAUACGGACAAGAUUGAUUUAGAGAGCGUUGCUGCAAACAACAAUUACGAGUUUACAUGGCCAGAGAUUGCGAAGAUACUGGAUGCUUUCUUUUUCCGACUGUAUAUCGUGUUAAUGGUUAUAAUGACUACUGCAUUUGCUGUAGUAAUGGCGAUGCCUAGUUGGAAUUAGCGUUUUAAUCCACUUGCUACGUCUGGAGAAAAAUUGGUGGAGUGUAUUAAUUAUGAUUAACAGAUACAUAAAAACAGAGACAUUAAAAAUGAAUUACUGGUUCGCCGACAA